UGUGUGAAAUGAUGCUUUAUUUACAUUUUUUUAUGUGUAAGAUUUGCAAGAGGGUAAAGUACAACUGAUCAUGGUGAACAAGGAAGGAACAACUCCACUUUAGGGAAUGUUUAUAAGAACAUGUGGGGUAAGGAAGCUGCAAUACUGCUCGUUCAUAGUCCAAAUGUUCCUCCCCUUUACCAGCAGUGACAAGGUGUGCCCUCAUCUUGUGAGAGUACGAGUUUACAGCACAUACACACUUGUGCCACUGUAGGCCUAGGACCUGACUUGACAAUUCUUCAUCCUUGGUACAGAGCUGGGGAUGUCUGCACUGCCUCAAUGCUGCAUCUGUCUAGAUGACUUCACUAAUCCAGUCUCUAUCCCCUGUGGCCAUCGUUUCUGCCUGGGCUGCAUCGGGGAGUACUGGAGAGUCCAUGGUGCCUGCCAGUGUCCCCUCUGUAUGACAUGUUUCCCCAUACGGCCACAGUUAAAAACGAAGCCAACCCUACAUAAUGGUGCCCCGUGGGAGGAAAACCAAACUCCACUCAGAGCAGGUGAGGUGCCCUGCGAUGUCUGUCCAGAAAAGCGGUGUAGAGCGGUGAAGUCAUGUCUGGUGUGCCUGGCCUCAUACUGUGAGACCCACCUGGAGCCUCACUACAGAGACUCGGCUCUAGGGCGCCAUCCACUGGUCACUGUGUGGAAGAACCUGGAUGAGCCUGUCUGUAGACUCCAUGGGAGGCAGUUGGCCAGGUUUUGUCGGAGCGAUCAGACCUGCAUCUGUGCUAUGUGUGUCCAGACUGAUCACAGGGGUCAUCGGGUGGUCACAAUCGCCAUGGAAGCAACAAAAACGAAGAUUAAGAUAAAGAAGUCCAUGAUGAAGUUUCAGCAGAUGAUCCAGGAGAGACUGAAGAAGAUGGAGGACCUCCAACACUCAGUGGAGCUUGUUGAGGUGACUGAAGAGAAACAGAAAGCAGCAGAGAGGCGGGCUGAAGGGCUCAUCAAAGAGCUGGAGCAGGAAAUAACUGAGCUACAGAGGAGAAGCACUGCACUAGAGCAGCUCUCACACACUGAGGACCACCUCCACCUUAUACAAAGAUUCCCGUCACUGUCCACUCCUCUACACAGCAAGGACUGGUCACACAUCAUCAAGUCCCUGAUCCAAGAACUACAGGGGAAACUAGAAAUAUCCUCAAGAGAUGGUAGAAAACUACAAUGAGCCUCCUCUAAAAACUCAGGAACAUUUUGAUUGCCAAUGUGCUUGCUUCAGCAAGACCACUCUAGAUAUUCAACAUACUUCUGACUGAUUAUUUAGAUCACUACUGCUUUUACAUUUUUGUCUGUCCUCAAGAGAUUUUUACCAUGAGAAAACCAGGAACUAUUUAUUUAUUGUAACCUUGAGUUACCAUUUUACCAAAGAAAAUGUGACUUUAAUGUCUAUCCUUUAUGCUUAUCUAGAGAGAUUAUCAUUGUGUCUAUCCUAUCUACAGUGUAAAUGGUUGAUUAUUUAUGUCUUGUUAAAUUUUUACCCGAGUAAAUGUGAAUGUGUUAUAUAUCAUUUAUCUUAUUUAUUUUAAUUGUUUAGUACUGUGCCAGAGAACGUAUGACCCACCAAUCAAGUAUUAUGUGGGGUUAGCCCAAUUUGUGAUUGUGCAUUUAGCAGAGUUUGUCAUAGGCUGUAGCCUUUCGUUAACGUAAUAGAAAGGUGUUUGACUGUCAAAUCUCAAACAAAACAAACAGGCAUGCACACACACCAGAGGAGACUGGUGCAAGGAGCUAAAGGAGGACGGGCUCAU
Coregonus clupeaformis (lake whitefish) is the source of this 1772-nucleotide messenger RNA. RefSeq names its product E3 ubiquitin-protein ligase TRIM47. The record is from RefSeq and is a predicted model, not a curated record. Lineage: Eukaryota; Metazoa; Chordata; Actinopteri; Salmoniformes; Salmonidae. Gene Ontology annotation, molecular function: zinc ion binding. The transcript has 5 exons. The coding region runs from base 302 to 1195 and encodes 297 amino acids.